AUGAAUGAUGAAAUUAUAAUAACUAAGCCAUCAAAAUAUGCACGUGUUAAUAUAUUCAGCAAGGUCUAUUGCACAUGGCUAUACCCGAUGUUCAUACGUAGCCUCAAACGUGAUGUCCAAAUCCAGGAUCUGUACAAAUGUCCGCCGGAAGACAUGUGCGAGACAGUGGUCGCCAAACUGGAAAAAAAUUGGCGAAAAGAGUUAGCAAAACAAUCGCCAAGUUUUAUGUGGGCAUCGAUUAAGACAUUUUCGGGAUCCAUAAUAAUACCGAUUAUAUUAGUUAUAUUAGAUCAUUGUGUAAUUUUCAACAUUAAUAUGAUAUUGUUGGCCAAAUUGCUGGCAUUUUUUGCCGCACCCGACAAACACAACUAUUUGCAUACCUGUCUGUAUGCCUGUGCUAUGAUUGUUACAAUCAUACUAAAUGUAUCGUUUGAACAUCCAGCGUUGCUACUAUCGGCCAAACUGGCCAUGAAUAUCAGGGUCAGUUGGUGUACACUUAUCUACAAAAAGGCAUUACGUUUGAAGCACUCGGCGUUUUCAAAGACAACAAUCGGACAGAUAUUAAAUCUAAUGUCCAACGAUGUCAGCCGUUUGGAAGAAUUUUGUCAACACUUUGCUUAUCUGAUUGCCGGUCCGAUUAACAUUGCCAUAGGUGUGGCCAUAUGCUGGCAAUACAUCGGUUGGGUGUCAUUCAUAGGACUGGCAAUACUUAUGUGUUUUAUACCAUUCAAUGGUCUAAUGGGCCGAUUGUUUCUCAAGAUUAGGAGAAAAGUGGCCGCACUUACCGAUAACCGGAUCCGUUUGAUGAACGAUAUAAUAACUGGUAUGAGUGUUAUCAAAAUGUAUGCCUGGGAACGACAUUUUAGCAAACUUAUAGCCGAUGCCCGCAAGAAAGAGAUGAGACAAAUACAAAAGUCAACACUUCUUAAAGUACUAAACAAAUCCAUAUCCGAUAUUAGCGGUCGGGUUAUGAUAUUUGUUAUAUUAAUAGUACAUAUAGUAUUGGGCGGUAGACUGACCGCCGAAACAGUGUUUAUCUCAAUGUAUGUCUACCAGGGAUUACAGUAUACAAUGACAUCUGCCUUUCCGCAAGUGGCGGCACUGACUGCCGAACUGUAUGUCUCAGCUAAACGUAUUCAGACAUAUCUACUAUUAGAUGAAAUCGAAGAACUAAACCAAUUCAAUGAUGAAAAUGGUAUACAAAACAAUGGUAAUAGUGGUGGUGGUAAUGGUGGCGAAAACGUACCGCUUUUAGGGCAUAAUAAACAGCACCGGGAUGUCAAUGAUGAUGACACUAACAAUACUAAUAAAACUAUUAUUGUCGAUAAUUUGUGCGCCACUUGGGAUACAGAGCUUAAAUGGCAAACAAUUAAAGACAUAACUGUUUCGUUAGGAUCGGGCGAGUUGUUAGCUGUUAUCGGACCGGUUGGUAGUGGAAAGAGUUCAUUUCUAAUGUCACUAUUAAAUGAGAUUCAAGUAACCAGUGGUCGGGUAUCCGUAAAGGGAUCGGUAGCCUAUGCCUUACAGGAAAGUUGGAUAUUUAACUCAACAGUUCAGCAAAACAUAACGUUUGGAAAGUCGUAUGAAAUAAAGCGAUUCAAAGAAGUCAUAUCAGUCUGUGCUAUGAAUCGCGACUUAAAGAUGUUUCCGUUCGGCGAGCGAUCUCUGGUCGGCGAAAGAGGUGUUACACUCAGUGGCGGACAAAAAGCUCGGAUAACAUUAGCCCGUGCUCUGUAUAAUAACGCCGAUAUCUAUCUAUUGGACGAUCCGUUAAGUGCUGUCGACAGUGAAGUUGCGAAUCAUAUAUUUGAAAAAUGUAUCACUGAAUAUCUGAAAUCAAAAUCAGUGAUUCUCGUCACACAUCAGAUACAGUUCAUCAAAAAGGCCCACAAAAUACUGGUCCUACGCGAGGGUCGGCCACUGGCUGUCGGUUCCUAUACAGAGCUUAUGGAAGCGGGCAUUGAUUUUAUGUCACUGAUUAAAACGGAAGAAAAAUCGGAUAAUAAUGUAAUAAACAAACAACAGAUGAAUGAUGUCAUCAUUAGUGACAAUGUCUUUAGACAACGAGCCAUAAGUCGUAUAUCUUCACAGUCGGGACACGAAGCUAACUCUGGUGGUGAUAGUGACGAGAAAUUAGCGGACGAACUAAAAGCUAGCGGAUCGGUUGACGCCCGGAUCUAUUGGGAGUACAUCCGAUCGGGUGCCGGAUCUCUACUACUGGUUAUUGGCCUAAUAUCAACAUUACUAGCGCAAGGUCUAGAAAACUAUAGCGAUAUCUGGCUGUCCGAAUGGAUUAAUCGGGACACCAAUUAUAAUAGUAAUGUCACCGAUAAUAGUGAUAACAGUGAUAAAAAAGUGGAUGAAUCAGAAAACAUUAAAAUUUAUUCAAUACUUUUGGUGACUAUUUUUCUAUCAUUAAUACUACGGUCGACCACUUGGUUUGUAAUGUGUAUCAAAGCGUCAAUCAAUUUACACAACAGAAUAUUCUAUCGAUUAAUGAGAACCAGAAUCACGUUUUUCGACACAAAUCCUGUCGGUCGUAUUUUGAACCGAUUUACCAAAGAUAUGGGUACUGUCGAUGAAAAGUUACCGUUUGUUUCAUAUGAAGUCAAUAAAUAUAUAGUGCUUACGUUAGGAUUGUUAACAGUGGUUGCAAUUUCCAACUAUUAUCUAAUUAUUCCGGCCAUCGGUCUAUUGGCCGCUAUAUUAGCUAUGCGUUGGAUUUAUUUGAAAACCAGUCGCGAUUUACAGCGUUUCGAGGGAAUCGCCCGGAGCCCACUGUACAAUCAUAUGACUACUACACUGAGCGGACUGAUCACUAUCCGUGCCUAUCGUGCGGAACAAAUGUUUCGGGAACAGUACUAUCGCUACCAGAAUGAUCACACGUCUACUUAUUUCAUGCAAUUUACCGCAUCCCGGUGCUCAGCCAUAACAAUGGAUUUUAUUUGUGUCGCUUAUAUCGUAUGUGUGAUAUGUUUCUCAUUGAUUUCAUAUAAAGACCUAGCGAGUGGAACGGUAGGUCUAAUCAUAUUUAUGGCAUUGAGUUUGAUUGGAAGCACACAAUAUGGUAUCAGACUGUCGGCCGAAAUGGAGAAUCAGAUGACAUCAGUCGAGAGAAUUGUUGAAUACUCUAAACUAGAAUCCGAAGGACUGAUCGACAGUGAGAUACCACCGCCUGAUGAGUGGCCCGACAAGGGAUGCAUUGAACUCAAACACGUGUACUUGACUUAUGAUAAUUUACCAAAACCUACACUUCAUGAUCUAAAUUGUUUGAUCAAUGGGGGCGAGAAAGUCGGUAUAGUUGGCCGAACCGGUGCCGGAAAGUCGUCCAUAUUGUCGGCAUUGUUUCGUAUGCAUGAUAUUGAUGGUAAUAUCAUUAUCGAUGGCAUCGAUCACAAGACUAUAGGUCUACACGAUUUGCGUAGACAUAUGUCAAUCAUACCUCAGAAUCCCAUGGCUUUCAUCGGCAGUUUGCGCAAGAAUUUGGAUCCAUUCGAUGAACAUUCUGAAGAUAGACUGUGGGAAGUACUCGAAGAAGUACAGCUCAAGGAGGCUGUUAUGGAAAUGUCCGGUCAGUUGGAGUAUCAACUGUCCGAAAGCGGCGGUAAUCUGAGUGUAGGUCAGCGCCAACUCAUAUGUCUGGCCAGAGCUAUACUUCGCCGAAAUCGGAUUCUUGUGUUAGACGAGGCAACAGCUAAUGUCGACCACAAAACAGAUGCAUUGAUUCAGCGGACAAUUCGUGAAAACUUUGCCGACUGUACUGUACUAACAAUUGCUCACCGAUUGAAUACAAUCAUAGACUCGGAUCGGGUACUGGUUCUCGAUUCCGGACGUAUUAUGGAGUUUGGCGUUCCCUACGAAUUAUUACAGAAUAAUUCGGGAAUGCUUUACAAACUCGUUAAACAAACCGGUGUCCAAAUGGCCGAUCAAUUGAUACGAUUGGCUAAACAAUCG
Molecule: messenger RNA, 3954 nt
Organism: Oppia nitens
Lineage: Eukaryota; Metazoa; Arthropoda; Arachnida; Sarcoptiformes; Oppiidae
Product: ATP-binding cassette sub-family C member 4-like
Exons: 19
Biological process (GO): transmembrane transport
Cellular component (GO): membrane
Molecular function (GO): ATP binding; ATP hydrolysis activity; ABC-type transporter activity
Source: RefSeq, a predicted model, not a curated record